UCUCCACCUCGCCAGAGCGAGGGCCCCCCUCCGGCUUCCCGGCUCCCGGGACCGAGCUCUUGUGUGCACGGCGUUCCAAGGCGCAUGUAUGCUGUGAUGAAAUGAGGAGACCAAACAGACCAGAGUCAACAUGGCUGAGGCUGAAGAAGCAGUCCACGGAGGGUGUAACAACCAUCCUCCCUUUGUUGGUGGGAAGUCUGUGCUCCUCUUUGGACAGAACCAGUACACAGCAGAUGAAUACCAGGCCAUCCAGAAAGCUCUGAGACAGAGGCUGGGUCCAGAGUACAUUAGCAGCCGCAUGGCUGGAGGAGGACAGAAGGUGUGUUAUAUUGAAGGUCAUCGGGUGAUUAAUCUGGCCAAUGAGAUGUUCGGUUACAAUGGCUGGGCACACUCCAUCACCCAGCAGAAUGUGGAUUUUGUUGACCUCAACAAUGGCAAGUUCUACGUGGGAGUCUGUGCAUUCGUAAAAGUGCAGUUAAAGGAUGGUUCCUAUCAUGAGGACGUGGGCUAUGGAGUUAGCGAGGGCCUCAGGUCAAAGGCCUUGUCAUUGGAGAAGGCCAGAAAGGAGGCUGUGACUGACGGGCUGAAGCGGGCACUCAGGAGUUUUGGGAAUGCACUUGGAAACUGCAUUCUGGACAAAGACUAUCUGAAGUCACUAAAUAAGCUUCCACGACAGCUCCCUCUUGAAGUGGAUUUAACUAAAACAAAGAGAGAAGAUUUUGAACCGUCUGUAGAACAGGCAAGAUAUAACAGCUGCCGACAGAAUGAAGCAUUGGGACCCCCCAAACCACAGGAAGCAACUUCCCCUUGCAGACCAAACCACCCACAUGAUUCGAACAUUAAGCUACAGGGGGCUAAGGACGGCAGCAGCUCCUGCAGUCUGGCCACCACCUUGGAGAGUGAUGCCACUCACCAGAGGAAGCUCCGGAAGCUACGGCAGAAGCAGCUACAGCAGCAGUUCCGGGAACAGAUGGAGGCUCACCGGCAGAGCCAUGCACCUGCCGAAGAGGUGGAAGCCAAGCAUGAGGUGUUUCCAGCAGCUCCAAAACACAGCACCCCUGUAACUGCAGCCUCAGAACUCAGGGAGAAAGCCAUCUUUCCAGAUAACCUUGAAGAGAACUUUGAAAUGUGGGACCUUACUCCAGACUUAGAGGACAUCAUUAAGCCCUUGUGUAGAGCAGAGCCACCCCAAACCUCUGCCACUGGAACCCUCAACAACCAGGACAGUGUCCCACAUAUCCAUUGUCAUCAGAAACCACAAGAAAACCCUGGACUUGGGCACCUGCAGACCUGCAGCGCUAAUCUGCAUGUCCUGGGUAGCAGAGAAAUCUCUGAACCUCAUAGGAAGAGCCAAGACCUGAAGAAAAGGAAACUAGACCCAUCCUGAAGCUCAAGAUGAUACUAGAUUCUCACAAAAGGCCUUUGGAAAACUGCAGUUUGGUCACAAAAUUGCUCUACCUUGCUUCAUGCUGAACUCUUUAGAGGACUUUAGAGCCUACUGUAGAGGAAGCUGACUAAAAAAGUUGUCAUACCCUGUGAUGGGAAGGAGGCCAACAGAUAAAUGCAUUACCUCUUCUCCGGUAGUAUUCACUCCCAAGCCAACGUAUUGAGAUUCUAGGACUUUGCAGGUUGCUUUUCGUUUAACGAUGUAGCCCGCCAAGCCCCAGCUUGAUUGUUAGCUACAUUAAAUCGUGUGACCUCGCCUUUC
Messenger RNA from Arvicanthis niloticus (Nile rat), 1708 nucleotides. The record is from RefSeq and is a predicted model, not a curated record. Lineage: Eukaryota; Metazoa; Chordata; Mammalia; Rodentia; Muridae.